Molecule: messenger RNA, 2364 nt
Organism: Cucurbita maxima (winter squash)
Lineage: Eukaryota; Viridiplantae; Streptophyta; Magnoliopsida; Cucurbitales; Cucurbitaceae
Exons: 11
Coding region: 486-2117 (543 amino acids)
Source: RefSeq, a predicted model, not a curated record
CGAAAGUUGAAACUUUGAAGAGCAGGAAGAAGUGUAGCAGUAAAGCCGGAGUUGAAUGCUCCACUCUCAAAGCUCUGCACUUUCCUUCGCAAAAGUUGGGUUUAGCGUGCAAAGGAGAAGCUUGGAUUACUCUCAAGAAUCCCCCAUUUUGUUUUUAAUUCCAUUUGUUCUUCCUUUUCAAUCCCUAUUUUGCUUUCCUCUUCCAUUUGUUCUUCCCAAUCAAACCUUCCUUUUCCCUUUUCCAUUUCUGAGAUUAGUUCUUUUGAUUCGGUCAAAUAAUCUUCCGAAAUCUUCUUUUCAUGUCAAUUCUGAUUCCUCGUUACGGAUUACGCUCGGUAAUGUUUCAAAAUUCCUUCCCGCCUUUGAUUAAAGUAUACAUUUUCCCUUCCUUUUGCCUGUUCUUCGAUCUCCUUUCUCGGAAUCGCCACGGUGUUCAGUUUUAUGCAAUGAGUUUUGCAGUAAGGUAAUUGGCAUUGGUGGUGGUUAUGGGAGGUGGUACGGUCGAUGUGGUUAGCAGUAAAGGUUGUUCUAGGCUGCUUUUUGGAUUCUCAUCGCCGCUAUCGUCAUUGGGAGGCUUGAAACAGCUUGAUUCCAUGUCUCUCGCGUCAUCGUCUUCAAGGUCUGAAUCGGUGAAAGCUUCAUUAACCGGUCCCUUUACUGGACUCGUAAUUUGCGUUACUGGUUUAUCCAAAGAAGCAAGGAAACAAGUUAAGGAAGCUACAGAGAGAUUAGGUGGACAAUACAGCCCCAAUUUGCAUCCACAAUGCACUCAUUUGGUGGUUCAAAGCUUAGGUGGACGCAAAUUCGAGCACGCCUUUAAGCAUGGAUCAAGAAAUGGGCUAUUUGUUGUCUCUCUUGGCUGGUUUGUAGAUAGUGUACGGAGAAAUGUAAGACUGAGCGAGUCUCUUUAUAAUAUCAAGAGUCUCGGGGAAAACAGUGGACGAAUGGACGAACUGAACCAACUAGUAGGGUCCAAUGGUGAUGGAAACUCCUGCCUUCCAGUGGGCAUUCAUGGAGUUGAGCAAAAUGGUAUGAGAGGAGAAUCUCAUUUACCAUUCUCUAAGCGAGAUCGUGACAGAAAAAAGGACUCUAAUCUCUCGGGUCAAUCCGUGUAUAUUGAUACCGACAUUUCAUCAGAGCUGCGACAAAAGGUUAUCGAGGCAGCUAAGGGAGUCGGUGCCUCGCUUGUCGAUCAAUGGUUUGCUGGUUGCAGCACGAGUCACGUGGUUUGUGAAAGGACUUCCGUCCAUCGAUAUCUUGGCCACUCCAGCAAUUUAGUUACACCACUCUGGGUUCUGAAAACUGUCGAUGAGAAACAUACACAAAGACUUAUUCACAUGUCUGCCGACUUGGCUCGACAGAUUAGUUCAACGCUUGAAGAUCUUUCUGCCGAAAAUUCUACGGAGGCAAGAAAUAGGCAAGCAGAAGAUGCUAGAAAUUUUAGAAGUAAGGCAACCCUCGCAGAACGCGAACAGAUGAUUUCAAAUGCUAAACUUUGGGUGAGGAAACGUCGUGCUUGUCGAGUCCAGACGUGUCAAAACCCAAUACGUCCAUUAACUCCGAGUAGCCUUUUGGAUUCAAUCUGCUGGUCAAUAUCUGAGCCAAGUUCAUCUGCUUCUAUUUACACAGACUCUUUCAGUAGUGAAGGUGUUAGUGAGCAUCAUCCAGAGUUCUUUGAUGCAACAGGAGAUGGCAAGGAAUCAGAAGCUUCAUUCGCAAACCUAACUCGUCCGCUCAGUGAAAGUGAGAAGUCUGAAAUUGUAUUCAAAAACCAUUACUUGACCAUAUUAUUUCCAGUGGAUCGUUUCUUCGAGAUGGGUCCAUCGUCAAGGACAUUUUUUAACAGCAACGGGUUCACAUGUUUGCAGAUUCUCGAUCAUAUUUAUACGUUUUAUCAGGAGAACAUGUCGGAUCAUGAAAUAGAGAUGGCAAUUCACACUGACUCGAGACAUGCUGACCGACUUCGAUCAGCUUACUGCAGUAGAGAAACAUCAGAAUCUGGUUAUACAGCUUUCAAAAGGAUCGAAUUCUUGGGGAGCCGUAGAAGUUUCGAAAUGUUGAAGCGUGUUAGCGUCGACAACAACAGUAACGUCUACGAGUUAUUGAUCAGAGCAUGAGACUGCUAUACCGAUCCUUACUGUGAGUUGCUCUUGCAUCAACAUAUUGAUUUUCUUGCUAAGCUAAUGUAACAUAUUUGAGAAUUAAGUCUAAGCUUCACUGUUGAAUCUUGUGAUGGUAGUGCACUCUCUUCAACUUAUUAGAGGGUGAAGUUUUUCAAAUCAUCUCAUCAGUAACGUAGGCUUUGUUUGAGAAUUAUUUCAACAAUAAUACAAUAAAUAUAUAUUCGAAUAAUUGUUUUUCGUC